Messenger RNA from Mycena citricolor, 236 nucleotides. The record is from the annotation of a GenBank genome assembly. Lineage: Eukaryota; Fungi; Basidiomycota; Agaricomycetes; Agaricales; Mycenaceae.
UGGUUUUGUCGUCAACUGUGACUACGCUGCGCUGAGUGAAGAGGCGCUGAGAGUUCUGAGGGAUGUCGUCAAGCCGAGGCCGUACCGACACUUCUUCCUGGAUCAGGACGGGCGAACGAAGGGCAGCACGCGAUGCUCCAGAAAAAUCCGACCGCGAAGCACGCGCUGGGUCACGAUCUCGAGUCGCUGUACUGGCUGCUCAUCUGGCUUUGCUUGCGACACACGGCACAUGGGCU